AUGUCGAACUUUGCACCCGUGCAACCGGACGACGCCAAUCCGUGGGCAACCCAUGCAUCAUCCUCGUCCUCCACCACAUCCGCAGCACCAGCUCCACAACCAGGCUCAUCCUUACAAGAUGCCAUCAUAGUAGACGAUCCGCCAGAUGAUGUUCCGCCGCCCUACUCGGUGCCACCAGCUCAGCAAGGCUUCGCAUCAUCAUCAUCAACAACCGCAUCAGCACGCCCUCCCCGCGCCGAUGUUUCAUCCACCGGCUUGGAAGGCAGAGACCAGCUCCUGCUGCUUGUCUUCAUCCACGGCUUCAAAGGAUCUUCCGAUACCACGUUCGAGGACUUUCCGUCUCGGCUCACGUACAACCUCCAAGAAACGUACCCAGGUCUGCACGUCAAGUCUCUUGUCUACCCUACCUACGACACGCGGGGCAGCCUUGCAGCCGCCGUCGAGUCCUUUGUCGAGUGGCUAACAGAGCAGACGGUCAUGCUCGAAUCCAAACCAGAGAUCGAUCUGAGCACAGGCAACAUUGUUCCCAACUCGGGAAAAGGAGGUGGCAUGGGAAGCGUCAAGAUCGUGCUGGCGGGUCAUUCCAUGGGUGGCUUGGUGGCUGUAGAUGCCGCGCUGGCUAUUGCGCAGAGCAGUGCGGAUCAGCAGGCCAAGACGCCGAGCGACAAGAGGAGCAGUCUCAAGCUCUGGCCCAGAGUCAUCGGUGUGUUGGCAUACGAUACGCCGUAUUAUGGUGUCCAUCCGGGCGUGUUCAAGCACGGCAUCAACAAGUACGCGGGCUAUCUGCAGACUGCACAGACCAUCGGGACGUUUUUCGCACCCAUGGGGGUCGGGUUGGCCGCGAGGUGGAAUUCGGAACGCCAGUCGCAGGCGCAAUCGAACAACGGCGUUGGCAGCAACACCACAAGAUCAGCAACAGCUUCACGAAACAAUGAUGAGGCAGCAUCAUCGAGGGCCAAGGGUAAUUGGAGGAGCGCACUCAUGGCGACGGGUGCUGUGGCGUUGGCUUCGGGCGCCGCUGCUUCCGCUGCGUAUUUCAACAAGGACAAGCUCAACGGAGCCUACGGAUGGGUCACCGAUCAUCUUGCGUUUGUCUCGAAUCUUUGGGACGACAAUGCUCUGCGUCUUCGGCUGGAUCGAUUGGUGGAUCAACCGCAGAUCCUGUUUCACUGCUACUACACGCGUCUACCGUCUACUUCCCGCGCGGCGAAUCCUCAGCUUGAUGCGACCACAGCGCGCGAUCGAACUUUCAUCAUCUUGCCCCCGCGCUCGGCGAGGUGCGCAGGCAGUUUCACGCCGAUGGACAAUACCAAGGCGGUGGACGAGGUGGAUGCGCACAUCAGCAUGUUUUCGGGCAAGAACAAUCCGAGGUAUUUCGAUCUAGGGUUGAAGACGAGCGGGUUGAUUGCGGUAUGCUUGGAUAACGAGAGUCGGUUUGGUGAUCAGGUGGAGGCGCAGAGUAGGGUGGGGGAGGAGGUGGAGGAGGAGAAGGGGUGUAGGGAGGGGGAUGAGGAGUUGGAGUGGAUGAAGAGGCAGGCGAAGGGGGACGAGGGGGCGUGA
Molecule: messenger RNA, 1560 nt
Organism: Pseudozyma hubeiensis SY62
Lineage: Eukaryota; Fungi; Basidiomycota; Ustilaginomycetes; Ustilaginales; Ustilaginaceae
Exons: 1
Coding region: 1-1560 (519 amino acids)
Source: RefSeq, a predicted model, not a curated record